ACAUAUUAUUUUGCCAUAGAGUACAAGUGUACAAUCAUCACAGCGUCAACCUUUUUAGAAAGCAACAUUUUAACAAGUAUCUUAAAAUUUUGUCAUUCAGUAGUGAAGCUUCACUUUUGAUCGAUUGAGGGUGUUUUUCAGUGUGAAAUUUGAGUUGUAGAUUGAUCUUAGAGAGAUUUUAUGGACGCCGAUCAGGGCGGAGAAACGCCGCGGAGCCCAGAAGCGAAACUGGGUAUGCAGGUGGAGGAUUUGUGGGAUAUACAAAAGGCCCAGCUGACUCCUACUGAGAAGCUUAAUGCUUGCUUUGAGAGCAUACCGGUUUCUGCCUUCCCUCCUGCUCCUUCUUCCCAAGUUACUGAGAUAAGUUCAGACUCGAGUCUGGCUGAAGCUGUGAAGUUACUGGCCCGGAAUAAAAUUCUCAGUGCACCUGUGGUGGAUUGCAGAGCGCCUGAAGAUGCUAGUUGGAUUGACAGAUACAUAGGCAUUGCAGAGUUUGCUGGCAUUGUUGUCUGGAUCUUACAUCAGUCAGAAAAGAUGGAAGGUGGCGAUUUCUUCGAUUUGGCAAUGAAUAGCUCGGAUAAUGAUUUUGGUCCUGCUGUUGCAGUGGCAAGUAAUGGAAUGUCUUCACCGAGGUUUAAAAGUAUACACCCUGACUCUCCUACAGCAACUUGUGGAAAAUUUUUUGAGAUGCUUACUUCUUCUGACUUCUAUAAGGAGACAAAGGUUGGGGAUAUCUCGGGAUCUUUUCGCUGGGCUCCAUUUCUCCCGUUGCAGAAAUCUAACUCUUUUCUGACGAUGCUCCUGCUGCUAUCAAAAUACAGAAUGAAGAGUGUUCCUGUGGUUGAUUUAGGGGAAGCUAAGAUUGACAACAUCAUCACGCAAUCCGCUGUUAUUCACAUGCUGGAAGAAUGUUCUGGACUUCAUUGGUUUGAAAGCUGGGGAUCGAAAAAACUAUUUGAACUUGGUCUGCCACUAAUGAAAGCUAGUCAGAUUAUUAAGGUGUGUGAGGACGAGCCUGUGCUGCAAGCAUUUAAACUAAUGAGACAAAAGGGAAUUGGAGGAUUACCAGUGGUUCAAAGUGGUGGAAAUAAGGCAAUUGGUAAUAUAAGCAUCAGAGAUAUCCAGUUCCUUCUCAUUGCGCCGGAAAUCUACAACGAAUACAGGUCUAUCACUGCCAAGAACUUCCUGACAGCAAUUAGACGGUAUCUAGGGGAGCAUCAAAAAGAGUCGCCAUUGUUGAGUGGCAUGGUUACCUGCCUAAGAGAUGAGACGCUGAAAGAAGUUAUUGUGAAACUUGAUUCGAUGAAGAUCCACCGGAUAUAUGUAGUGGAUGAGACUGGUGAUCUAGAGGGGGUGAUAACCCUAAGAGACAUAAUCUCGAAGCUAGUACACGAGCCCCGUGGAUAUUUUGGUGACUUUUUCGAUGGUGUUCUGCCCCUGCCUGCCAACAGUAGGGUAUAG
This is a messenger RNA of Olea europaea var. sylvestris, 1461 nucleotides long. RefSeq names its product SNF1-related protein kinase regulatory subunit gamma-1-like. The record is from RefSeq and is a predicted model, not a curated record. The coding region runs from base 181 to 1461 and encodes 426 amino acids. The transcript is spliced from 6 exons. Lineage: Eukaryota; Viridiplantae; Streptophyta; Magnoliopsida; Lamiales; Oleaceae.